Messenger RNA from Dreissena polymorpha, 2141 nucleotides. RefSeq lists its product as uncharacterized. The record is from RefSeq and is a predicted model, not a curated record. The transcript has 11 exons. Lineage: Eukaryota; Metazoa; Mollusca; Bivalvia; Myida; Dreissenidae. The coding region runs from base 229 to 1335 and encodes 368 amino acids.
UUGGACAUUACCAUAAAAAUAUGAGCAAUACAAUUUGUUUUGAGCUCAAAAUACAGUGUCCUCCAAGUCAAUCGUGUUUACAAACAAUCAGUUUAUUUACAUCGCUGUCUAAAUCAUGCAGAGCGAUUCCGGCCGAUUUUCCGGCAACAAAUUUUGAUUGGUUGGCACAAGACAUUGGAUAUCACGUGAGCAAGUCAAAGGUAAAGAGGCCAGACAUUCAAAACAAAAAUGUCGUCAAUUGCAAAGAGAAAGCGUACAAUAUCGAUAGAAGAAAAAUCAAAACGCAAAAAGGAUGCGAAAACAUCGUAUAAUCUUGGCAGUAUCACUAUUGGAAGUGAAGUUGUAAGGUGGAGAGACUUUCAAAGGCAGCACAAAUUUCGAUCGAACGAGGAAACCGCCCGUUUUCUUUUAGAUCAUAUUUCCAGCUGUGGGAAGAAAGUAGAACAGAAAGCUACAACAAGCACUCCAUUCAAAACAAGACUAUCUGUUUUUGAACCUCCAGUAUCUGGAAUAUCUUCCAUUUCCAGUGAAGCAGAGAGUGUAACUACCAUAACUGCCACAGAAGGCAAAAGCUCCUCAGAUGAUCAGACCACAAUGACAGCACCUGGACCUGACAUCAGUCAUGCCGGUGGUACAGAGGUGGCAGCAACUUGUACCACGGUUCCUUCAGUGCGGAAAAAGGGACAUGGAAUAUUAUCCAACCCAAAGUUUGCCUCAUUCACAGAGCCUUUCAACCUGUCCAUGGAUGUCACAAAUAUUGAGGACGAGGAUGAAGAUGAAGACGACUCUGACUAUGAACCUAGUUUCAGCUUUGAAGCUGUCUUACCAGAUGAUGUUAACCAAAACUAUGAGGAAGCAGCAUUUGAAGAAGAGGCAUUUGGAAAAGAUGGUUGUGAUGAUGAUGCUGAUGCAGAAGAAGAGUCUGCUGAUGAUGACCCUUGUCCUGGCAUUCAAAGGCUAAAGACUGAGGCAGACAGUGUGCACUUGAUAGGAGACGGACGGAAUGAUUCUCCAGGCCAUUCUGCUCAGUAUUGUUCAUACACCAUGAUGGAAUAUGACAGCAAAAAAAUUUUAACCUUAAGAACACUGGACAAAAGAUCAACGGACCGAAAAUCAACCAACAUGGAGAAAGUUGGAUUCGAACAGGCUCUCCAGGAAUUGACUGACAAUAACAUUGCAGUUGAGGAAGUUGUGACAGAUGCCCAUCUAGGAAUCGGCUCAAUUAUGAAUAAAAAGUACCCAGAAAUCAAGCAUUCACAUUAUAUUUGGCAUGCUGCCAAAAAACUUGCUAAACGUCUUGGAAAGAUUGUGAAGAAGAAAGCAAACCAAAUUUGAAUACCAUGGCUGAAGGACAUUGUAAACCACUUCUGGUUUGCCUGCAGCAAGGCUGACUCCUAUGAAGAAUUUCUGAGCAUAUGGAGGGGAGUUUUACAUCACAUCACAAACAAGCACGAAUGGAUCCUGUCUCAAGGAACUGGAAUAAAUGGUUGUCUUCAUGAUCCUUUAUAUGAAAACGAAGUGCGUGAAAAACACUGGCUUUCAACUUCAGACCAUGCAAGAGUUUUACAAGACCUGAGUGCUGUGAUCCUGGACAAGAGAUUCUUGAGCAAAGUGUCAUAUUACCUGAAUUACAGAACCACUGCUUACAUAGAAGUGUUUCACCAGUUAAUUUUGAUGCACUGUGCAAAGAGGUUUGCAAAUACACCGCCUGUGUACAGAAUCCGCAACCUAUUGGCAGCUAUCGACCACAACUACCACAGCAUCAGACCUCUGAAAACCAACAAAGAUGGAGAAAUAAGGUAUCACAGAUGCUACAACAAAAAAAGCAAGCGCUGGUCAGUCUUUCCAGAGAAAGUAGCCAAGACCUAUGGCUACGUUCCAGAGAUGGCAGAAAUGCUGUACAAAAAACGGAUUAAGGAUAAAGUAGGAAUGGGCAAAAAAAUGGUCUUGGAAGAAGGUGAUCCAAGAAGACUGGCAAACACUUGGCCCCAGAAUCCCCUCCAUCUACCUCAGUAAUUGUUCAGGCCAAACAGACCAGGUUCAAGAGAAAAUGAAAUUGAAGUGAAAAAAGAAGUACUCGGUACUUAAAUUGUUUGAACAGAGCAACAAUAAUGUUGGUAUUAGAUGUAUUGCUAAUGAUC